UGGACUCUGCUCCUCGUUUUCUUCCCAUGAGGCCACGGUAAAGAACUUCAUGUCAUUGGAGGACAAUUAAACCUCCGAUGAAACGUAAGCCAGGCGAUAGGUAUAGGAUUGCCUUCUGCAGAAACAGGCAUCACCGCACCACAGCGUAAUGAGGCUGUUACUUGCAACCGCUUCAGGAUGUUGUCGCAGCAAAAUGCGGGUUUGGACUUGAUUUUUAACCGUACAGAUUGAUUUCUGGAGCUUCAAAAUACAAUGAGAUGCGUUUUGAAAUGCCUGCUAUUCAUUUGUGGAUUUCAGGGCAUGAGAAAAAAUGGGAAGCGUGCCUGAUUGCUGCAGAGAGGCCUUGGAGCUGAUUCCUUGAAACCACUAGGAUGCCUGGCUGUUUUAAAAAGACUUUAUUUGCCUUAGCUUCCCUAAUAAGUUUUGUGUCUUCUAUCUUGAUUGUUGUUGCAAUGGGGACUCCAAAGUGGAUGACUGGAAAGAUCCUUUGCAAAACAGGAGCUGAUCUGGUCAAUGCCACAGAUCCGGAGCUGGUCAAGUUCAUCGGGGAAAUUUACUACGGACUCUUUCGGGGUGGCAAAAUACGCCAGUGUGGGUUGGGCGGGCGGCGUUCCAAAUUCACAAUUUUCCCACACAUGGUGAAAAAGCUGAAUACAGGCCUGCACGUGAUGAUUAUAAUGUUCCUCUGUGUGGCCAUUUUCUUUUCUCUGGUCAGUUUUGGAUUCUGCAUUCUUAACGCAAUAAAAGUUCCUUACCGGGCAAUUAAAGGUCCAGCAGGAGUAUGCCUUUGGAACGUCCUUGCAGGUGGAUUUAUAGUACUUGCAGUCACCAGCUUUAUGGCUGCUGUGAAACUUCAUCACCUCACAGAAAGAAUUGCCAAUUUUCGGGAAAACGUCUUUCAAUUCGUCAUCUUAGAAGAACAGUUUGAAGACUGUUUUUGGCUCUGUGUGGCAAGUGCCACAGCACAUGCAGUAAAUUUGCUGCUAAUAGCCAUUAGUGGGAUUCAUUUCCCUAAAAUUAAGACUAAAACAGAAGAAGCAAAUGUUACAGCAGAAGAUAUCAUGUACUAA
Haliaeetus leucocephalus (bald eagle) is the source of this 1070-nucleotide messenger RNA. RefSeq names its product clarin 2 (gene CLRN2). The coding region runs from base 372 to 1070 and encodes 232 amino acids. The transcript has 3 exons. The record is from RefSeq and is a predicted model, not a curated record. Lineage: Eukaryota; Metazoa; Chordata; Aves; Accipitriformes; Accipitridae.